CACAACCCCGUCGCUCAGUAAGCGUAAACAAAGCAAAAAAAGGAAAAGAAAAACCAACAAAAGCAGCGAUUUAUUCGCUUUAAACGACUGAAGCGAAUAAAACAAAGUUACCAGCUGCACAAUAUUAAACGGGUUAUGGAUACAGGAGGCGCAACGACGCGGAGGGUGAGGGAGCUGCCGCCUCUCCCACCGAGAGGCCAGCGAUCUCUUCCCACGAUGUUGAGUCAAGACACAACAGAAGAUGUUCCAGCACCAAAGCACAAGAAGAAGAGAGUGAAAAAAGAGACAAAUGGGGUGGAUGAUACAGACGAUCAGGGGAUGGAGAUGGGAGGCAUGGGCAGCCGCAGGGCUUCUGGAAUCGGGGAUCAUCUGACCCUUGAAGCCACAGUGGAGGCCCCGCCACAGAGGAGGAGGAAGAAGAAGAAAACUGCCACUAUAGAUCUUGAGGACGACCACGCCGACCUGGUGAACGGAGACACCGCGGACCAGACCACAGAUGGAGAAGAAGUGGUCAGGAAACCCCGAAAGAAAAAGAAGUCCAAAGUUGUCGAGACGCAGCUUCCCGAUGAGCUGGACGUACCGGAGGAUGACAUCAUCAGCGACACCCCUCCUCCAUUGCCCCAGCAUUCCCUGUUCGCCGCCCCACAGAGUCAGAGCCAGCCGGUCGGGAAGGUGUUUGUGGAGAGAAAUAAGCGUUUCCAGGCUGCUGAACGCUCCGAAUGGAGGAAGACCAGCGACGCGAUGGACAACAUGGCAGACUUCCAGCACAUGCAGCCGCUGUGGACCACCAGAGACGUUUCCAUCAGAGUGCAUGGAGGCUUCAGGGUGUUCGGUCUAUACUGUCAGGGCUUCCUGGCGGGCUACGCCGUGUGGAACGUGGUGAUGGUGUACAUGCUAGCCGGGCAGCACCUCACCGCCCUGUCCAACCUGCUGGAGCAGUACCAAAGCGUGGCGUAUCCCUCCCAGUCUCUGCUCUACAUGCUGCUGGCCAUCAGCACGGUGGCAGCCUUCGACAGGGUGAAUCUGGCCAAAGGCCCCGUGGCUCUGCGGGAGUUCAUCACACUGGAUCCGGUGGCUCUCGCCUCGUUCUUGUAUUUCUCAGCGCUCGUCCUCUCUCUGAGCCAGCAAAUGACCAGCGAUCGGAUCAACCUCUAUUCCAACAACACGACACUACUGCCUACAGGGUUGGAGCACCAGAUUCUCCACCCAUGGGUGACUGUCAACCUGGUGGUGGCCCUGCUGGUGGGCCUGGCCUGGAUUUUAAUUGCCAUCAGACCUGAGACAGACUACACGGAGGGUUACCUAAUGGCCAUGGAGAUUGAGCCUCCAAAGCCAGAUGACAAAUCAGAAAUGACCGCCUGAGAAAAUUAAGGACUUACUGUACAGCUUUGUUGUCAUUUUGCACAUAUUUUUGCAUUUUAUCAUGAAUGUUGUUUAAGUUAUUUUUGUACGUUUGAAAUAUGUUCAAUUCUUUUUAAAUACAGAGAUUUAAAGA
Molecule: messenger RNA, 1495 nt
Organism: Oreochromis aureus
Lineage: Eukaryota; Metazoa; Chordata; Actinopteri; Cichliformes; Cichlidae
Product: transmembrane protein 237B-like
Exons: 14
Coding region: 136-1362 (408 amino acids)
Biological process (GO): cilium assembly
Cellular component (GO): ciliary transition zone
Source: RefSeq, a predicted model, not a curated record